Messenger RNA from Parnassius apollo (apollo), 594 nucleotides. NCBI's taxonomy places the organism in Eukaryota, Metazoa, Arthropoda, Insecta, Lepidoptera, Papilionidae. The record is from the annotation of a GenBank genome assembly.
AUGAGUGAUCCCAGUAGUGAAGAGGCUCGGGAGCGACUUCUGAUCGAGAGCCUCUUGAAACUUUCGGCCUAUCUAAGAAUGCAACCUCUAAUAUCACUGAUUGAUCACGAGUUACGUACCAACUCAUACCGCGGCGAAGAUGAACCCAGAACUUCCGAGGCGUCGCCGCUCAUGCAGCGUUUUCCAAGAAGGCCAGUACAAGAAGAACAAAGAUACCAGACCACCGUGGGCGUCACCCUACUCUUUCUAGUUCUCUUCGCGGGAAUUGUAAUAUGCAUAUAUUUGUUGGUUAUCCAAAACAGAUCAGAGAACGUUCUACCGCCAGUCGAGCCGCCGGUGCUUAUGGUGAGCCGUUUCCAAAGGGAUAAGAUCAAACAGAUCCAGACAUUUGCCCAGAGACCUUCAACAAAGGCAAGUCAGGUGAUAGUCGGCACAUGGGACUGCGCUAAGUUGCUGAAUGCUAUACAGGCGACAAACACAUCGGAUAUGCCGUAUAACUUCAUGAUAUCGUCAGAUGGGGAGACGUUCGAAGCUCUCGGUUGGAGAAGACGGUCGCCUCUGUUUCCUCAAUACUCUGCGGAUGCCUUAGUGUAA